Desarmillaria tabescens is the source of this 768-nucleotide messenger RNA. RefSeq lists its product as uncharacterized. The transcript has 2 exons. NCBI's taxonomy places the organism in Eukaryota, Fungi, Basidiomycota, Agaricomycetes, Agaricales, Physalacriaceae. Bases 1 to 768 code for a protein of 255 amino acids. The record is from RefSeq and is a predicted model, not a curated record.
AUGUCAGAGAACCAUGGCCUAAACACAGAUCCUAUCCACCAAUUUCUUAUCGAGUGCCAUAAUAUCUCUUCCCAGGCAACCUUCAUGGUCGACUCUCUUCCGAAUGCUGAAACAACAGCAGUAGAACGAGUUGUUCACCAGCUUUAUGCGAUUCGAACUAUUCUUCAUUCUUUAGAUGAUCAUCAGAUGUCUGAUGAGGACAUCAAUCAAUCACGCCUAUGGCUUGAUGUACGCAAAGAUUCUCUUGAAACAUACCGGCAAAUCUUUCAGUAUUUGGAAGAGAUGGAUCUCUUAGAUAUGGAUAACUUGGUUCAUCGUGUUUGUCUGUUCUUGGUGUUCCAUCCAAGAAUCCAGGCCUCCCUGGAUCGUACCCGUGAUGCAUGGAAUCAUCAUCAGCUUCGCACAGAACACUACAAGACUCCCAUCGCGAUAUAUGAACUUAGCCGUGAAAAGGCGAUGCGACGUGGAUACUGGACAGGUGAUCCCGGAGAUAGCACUGAUGAAGUGAGAGGGAAUCCGUACUAUGGCAUCGACGGAGAUAUCAACGAUAACUAUCCUUUUGCUCCCCCAGAAGCAGGGGAGAGCGCAGGCGAAGAAAACGAAGCUGAUGUAGCUCUAAACAACGAUGAGGAGAUUGAGUUUGUGAAGGAAUUGAUGGGAGAUUUCAAUUUUGAGGCAGAGGAUUCAAAUUGGGGGAUAGAGGUGUAUUGCGAGGCGGUUAUUAAACUUUCAGCGAUGGUUGAAGCUCACAAUACAAGUAUUCCCUAG